This is a messenger RNA of Papaver somniferum (opium poppy), 1030 nucleotides long. RefSeq lists its product as uncharacterized. The transcript has 2 exons. Bases 42 to 524 code for a protein of 160 amino acids. The record is from RefSeq and is a predicted model, not a curated record. Lineage: Eukaryota; Viridiplantae; Streptophyta; Magnoliopsida; Ranunculales; Papaveraceae.
AUACGUACAUAAGGCACCAACAUGCUCAUUCAGAUUCAAAAAUGGGUGCCAGAAACCAUUGCAGUAUAAAUUUCUUGUUGUUGCUAUUGUUGUCAGUUCUAGUUUCCAAAUGUUCGUCGAUUCGGUUUGGUCCCGUCGUCGUACACGUACAGAAUGAUAUCGAAGGUUAUGAAGCUGCGUUGGAGUACCAUUGCUUUUCCGAUAAUGACGAUUUAGGUCAGCGUAUUCUGCAUCAAGAGGAGGUGUACGUUUGGUCAAUGCGGACUCCUAUGCCUUCCCAUGUUCUGGCGCCGGGAGAACAAAUCUUGGUAUCGGGAAGGCCCCUGAUUAUAAGGGAUGUGCCGGCCCAGGCUGGUGGUAUAACAACGUCUACUGCGUUGCCUGAUUAUGGCUGUAUAGAUGCCUGUAAAAAUGCAUAUGGGGUCAACUAUGUUUUCAGAGUGAGCAUCUGCAGUGUCAGUAAUGUUGUUAAUUGGUGUUUCUGUUGUGGUGGUGAUAUGGUGUUGCGGCCGAAGGAGCCCUAGGUGGGACAAGAUCUCACUUCCGUUUUAGUCAUCCAUAGAUUAAUUAGAGAGAUUGCGAAUUAGUUUUUAUGAAGUUCGAACUCUCGACUUCCAUAGAUCUAGCUAGCUUUUGUGCUGGUUUGGUAUCAUCUUGGGUUUGGUUUUUUUAGUUUUCUUUGUUUUGUUGUUAGUUUUUUUUUUUUGCUUUUAAGAGUAAUUGUUGUCAUUUUCCCAAGUGCAUGGAGACGUGAGAUCCUUUGAUAUAAUAACAUCUUGCAGUGGCAUAAAACCACACACUACAUCCAAGGAAGUAGAAGAUGGUUUAACACGAAGUAAAGAUACACAAGCAAACAUAGAUACAAGGAUAUACGUGGUUCGGUAUGAUUACCUACGUCCACGCGGUGAAAGGAUGAAUGUUAUUGUUUCUUUUCUUUGAUUACUAGUUGUUCUCUCCCUUCAAAUGAUGAAGCUCAAAAACUCGAGUAUGAUGCCUUCUUUUUCUCUCUCUCCACCUGCCUCUCUCUCUC